This is a messenger RNA of Cryptomeria japonica (Japanese cedar), 922 nucleotides long. RefSeq names its product endoribonuclease Dicer homolog 1-like. Bases 35 to 922 code for a protein of 295 amino acids. Gene Ontology annotation, cellular component: cytoplasm; nucleus. Gene Ontology annotation, molecular function: ribonuclease III activity; RNA binding. NCBI's taxonomy places the organism in Eukaryota, Viridiplantae, Streptophyta, Pinopsida, Cupressales, Cupressaceae. The record is from RefSeq and is a predicted model, not a curated record. Gene Ontology annotation, biological process: rRNA processing; siRNA processing. The transcript has 3 exons.
AUUGUUUCAGCAGGGUAAGAAAAAUUGCUCAUAAAUGUUGGAAAAAAGUCCUUAUCAAAAUUUUAGAAAUCUUCUUCACGGAAUGGAUAAUAAGUGGAUGAAAGAAAAAGUAGCUCAGGUUUUGGCCAGUGCAGAGGAUGAAAUUUUUAUUGAGAAAUUGAGCGAGUUGGAAGAGAUUUUAAAAUACAAAUUCAAGAGAAGAAAUCUUAUGGAAGAAGCCCUCACCCAUUCUUCUGUGACAAAAAAAUGUUGUAAGCAGCUGGAAUUAUUGGGUUUUAAGGAGUCUGAAUACUUGGAAUAUAUGAACGGCAUGUCAUAUGAACGCUUGGAGUUUGUGGGAGAUGCAGUUUUGGGUCAUUUGAUUACAGUUUAUUUGUACAGAACUUAUCCAGGUAUGAAACCAGGCAUUUUGACACGUUUGCGGUCUGAAAAUGUUAAAAAUGAAACUCUGGCGCGUGUUGCAGUCAAACAUGGAUUCUUUAACUACCUUCGUUUCGAAUGCCCAGAUCUACCGGAUAUGAUUGAGAAGUUCAUUCAAGUUGUAGAAAAUGAAUCAAAACCACAUCUCUCAGACCAUUCAAAAGCUCCAAAAAUUCUUGCUGAUAUGGUGGAAUCUAUUGUUGGUGCUGUGUUUGUGGAUAGUGGAAAUUCUGCAGAGAAAGUUUGGGAGGUAUUUGAACCAUUGUUACAGCCCUUAGUUGGCCCAGAGACACUUGAGAUGCAUCCAGUUGCAGAGCUUCAAGAAAUUUGUCAAAGGCAAAGAAAAUUUAUCGAAUACAGAUUGUCUAGAAUGGACAAUCUUUUGGUAUCUGUUGAUGUAUAUAUUGAUGGCCAGUUGAUGGGAAGCGCUAAAAAUGAAAGAAAAGACUUGGCAAAGAGGGCAGCCGCUAGAAAUGCCUUCCUAAAUUUCAAAAAUCAAUAG